GAGAAACCCGCGGCGGCGGUGCCAGCACCCAGCCGCCGCGGUCGAGGGCCGGCUUUCCGCAGGGGCGGCCGGGGGCGCGGGGGGUGCGCGGGCGGCGGCCGCGCCAUGCAGUACCAGCCGCCGGGCGCGGCGCCGGCGGCGGCGACCCUGGGCGUCGGCGUCCCGCUGUACGCGCCCACGCCGCUGCUCCAGCCCGCGCACCCCACGCCCUUCUACAUCGAGGACAUCCUGGGCCGCGGCCCCGCCGCCGCCCCGGCCCCCCACUCCCUGCCCGCCCCGCCGCCGCCGCCGCUGCCGUCGCCCAACUCCUCCUUCACCAGCCUGGUGUCCCCGUACCGGACCCCCAUCUACGAGCCGACCCCCAUCCACCCGGCCUUCUCCCACCACCUCGCCGCCACCUACGGCACCGGCGCCUACGCCGGGCCCCUCUACUCCUUCCCCCGCGCCGUCGGCGACUACGCGCACGCCCUGAUCCGGCAGGACCCCCUGGGGAAGCCGCUGCUGUGGAGCCCCUUCAUCCAGCGGCCGCUGCACAAGAGGAAAGGAGGGCAGGUCCGCUUCUCCAACGACCAGACCAUCGAGCUGGAGAAGAAGUUCGAGACGCAGAAAUACCUCUCCCCGCCGGAGAGGAAGCGCCUGGCCAAGAUGCUGCAGCUCAGCGAGAGGCAGGUCAAAACGUGGUUUCAGAAUCGCAGAGCCAAAUGGAGGCGUCUAAAGCAGGAGAACCCCCAGGCCCCCAAAAAAGAAGAAGUGGAAGGUGCUGACAGUCACAGCGACCAAAGGCCGGAGAGCUGCCCGACCCCCGAGCAGAAGGGUAAGGAGGUCUCCCUGGACGGCUCGCAGUACACCCCCUCGCCAGCCUCCCAGGAGGACCUGGAGUCAGACGUCUCUGACGACUCCGAUCAAGAAGUGGACAUUGAAGGCGAUAAAGGCUAUUACAAUCCUACCCACUAACAGCCCCGUGCGGAGAGUGGACCCUAAGUCGGCUUGCACUUUACCAGGGGCUGGUUUGGAAGAAUAUUAUGCUACAGGAGAAAACUUUAACUGUUCCACUGAAAGGAAAACAAAAAAACCCACCACCAAAUAGACUCGUUUUAUAAUAAGCAGAGAAAGAAAGAUGUAUUUUCCGCAAACAGUCCAUUUUUGGCAGAUCUCUAAUUUGGUUAAAGGAACAUGGUUUGUAUUUAAUUAUUUGUAAGAUAUAUUUGUACAUUAAUCGGUGUUCUAACUGCACCCUGUCCUUACUCACGGGGGAGUCUGAAUCAGCUGCUGGUGGUGAUCAGGCAAAACUCCUCCCUAGGUAGUGUGGAAAUGAGUAUGGAUUGCAGGACUAAGCCCUUUGUAUGUGUAAACAAAUGUAGUUUAAAUAGAUUAAUUUAAACACCCUUUGCAAGCAGAGAAAUAUGUUCUGUGAAAUAGGGAGGGAUUUGACCAUCCCAACAAGUGCCUUAUGCUCACACCCUUUUACCUGCCGUGGUGCUCUCCACCGACACAUCCCUCUGUUCAUCAGGUAGAGUCUUCAGACAGAUUCAUUUUUGUUCUUGCGUGAGACGAAAUGUGCCUUAGUCUUUUGAGGACUUUGCCCUGCAAUCUGGAUGGUUCCAUUUGCAGGAAAAAAACCCCAUAUUUUUCUCCUUGAAAAUCUGUAGCGCUGUUUUUAACAGAUUCUGUAUUUGAGAAGAAAAUGCAGGGAGUGAUGGGACCCUGCUGCAGGAGAGAAACUGGCAUCAGCUGUGGGGGAUAAGUGAGGCACACAGCCGUGGGAAGAUAAUGCCUAUUGUAUACGUAUCUGCUUCUGUACAUACUAGUUUUCUUUAAAAGUCUUGCGGUUUUAUACCUCACGUUGUUCAUAUUUUGUACAUAUUUGUUCAAUGUUUUAAAAAACCAAACAAACAAACCCUGGUAUUUAAUUUUUGAUGGACUUGUCUGUGAAAUAAAACUAAACUCUGCAGCACC
This is a messenger RNA of Harpia harpyja (harpy eagle), 1956 nucleotides long. It is a transcript of the gene HHEX, whose product is annotated as hematopoietically expressed homeobox. The transcript is spliced from 4 exons. The record is from RefSeq and is a predicted model, not a curated record. Gene Ontology annotation, molecular function: DNA-binding transcription factor activity, RNA polymerase II-specific; RNA polymerase II cis-regulatory region sequence-specific DNA binding. Gene Ontology annotation, biological process: cell differentiation; regulation of transcription by RNA polymerase II. Bases 106 to 954 code for a protein of 282 amino acids. NCBI's taxonomy places the organism in Eukaryota, Metazoa, Chordata, Aves, Accipitriformes, Accipitridae.